This is a messenger RNA of Penicillium antarcticum, 1500 nucleotides long. RefSeq lists its product as uncharacterized. Gene Ontology annotation, molecular function: hydrolase activity, acting on carbon-nitrogen (but not peptide) bonds. The coding region runs from base 1 to 1500 and encodes 499 amino acids. NCBI's taxonomy places the organism in Eukaryota, Fungi, Ascomycota, Eurotiomycetes, Eurotiales, Aspergillaceae. The transcript is spliced from 4 exons. The record is from RefSeq and is a predicted model, not a curated record.
AUGCCAUCUCACAUCUUGCUCCAGAACGCAACCAUCCUAGUUCCAUCUCGUGAACCGAAUGAUUAUGUGAUGCCCCUGCGGAGCCAUUCAUUGUUGAUUACGGACAACACGAUUUCGCAAAUUGAACGAGAUCUCAUUCCCCCGGCCGGUGCGAAAAUCAUUGAUUGCACAGACAAAAUUAUCUCUCCCGGCUUCAUCGAUACGCAUCACCAUCUGUGGCAAACACAAUUGAAAGGGCGACAUGCCAACCAGACCCUGUUGGAAUAUAUGCCAAGUGGAAACUUACAACACGCUAAUUAUGCUCCCGAGGACGUGUUCUGGGGUGAGCUUGGAGGCUGCCUCGAAGCGUUGGAUGCAGGUACCACAACGGUUGUAGAUCAUGCCCACAUGAAUGUAUCCCCGGCUCAUACUUCAAAUGCAAUCGAGGCGACGGCGUCCUCUGGGAUCAGAUCUAUCUUCUGCUACGCACCCACUAUGCGUGUCAAAACCUUCAAGCCUGAUCUUACUAUUGACGGUGGUCUAUUGGAUGACUGGGUAAUGGAUCAUAUGAAGCACCUGGGCGCUACUGCUCCUUUUGGGGACGAGCGGGUUCAGCUGGGGUUGGCUUUUGAUGGAUUCAUGCUACCGAAAGAUCAGGUUGUCUCUCUUUACGCAGAAGCACGAAAGCUCGGAGUGAAGAUAAUCACAACUCAUUAUGUGAAGGGAUAUUUUGGCGACAACUCACUUGUCGACACCCUUGAAUCGUAUCAUCUCCUGGGGCCGGAUAUUCUUUUUUCGCAUGCCACCAAUCUGACAGAGACCGACAUUUCAAAGCUCGCCCAAGCGAAAGCGUGGAUCUCCACGACACCUGAUACUGAAUUGCAAAUGGGUCACGGUAACAUUGUUUGUUUCCGUGAGGGUUGCACUAACAUGAGUGCCUUGGGGAUUGAUUGCCACAGCAACAACUCCGGCGAUAUGGUCUCACAGAUGCGGCUUGCUCUGCAACAUGAGCGGUCUGGUCGUAAUGAGAAAGUCAUCGCCCAGGACAAAACUCCCGUGUCGCUGAACCUUUUCGUUCAAGAUGUUUUCCGUCUUGGCACUAUUCAAGGGGCACGAGCCAUCCACAUGGAAGAUAAACUGGGAUCGAUUGAAGUUGGGAAGCUUGCAGACCUCGUAAUCUUUGAUGGUAACAGCCCUGGGAUGAUCUGCGCAUCCGACGAAGACCCAGUCGCGGCUAUCGUUCUUCACUCCUCGGUUCGUGACAUUGAUACUGUCAUUGUGGACGGUCACAUCAGGAAGCGUGAUGGAAAGUUGCAACCUGUGAAAAUCGAUCCACUCAUGACAGACGUGACCAUCCCGAAGCAAAGUAUGGAGUGGAAUCAGGUUGCCAAGGAGCUGAUUUCAAGCCGGGGACGGAUUCAAGAUGCUAUGGUUAAGGCAGGUGCCAAUGAGCCCGAACGUCUAGUCGACGCAUUUACAAAGCUUGCGUACCUUGAUGAGAGCAAGCUUGUUAAGAUGUAA